Messenger RNA from Saccostrea cuccullata (small rock oyster), 769 nucleotides. RefSeq names its product tyrosine-protein phosphatase non-receptor type 7-like. The record is from RefSeq and is a predicted model, not a curated record. Lineage: Eukaryota; Metazoa; Mollusca; Bivalvia; Ostreida; Ostreidae. Gene Ontology annotation, biological process: protein dephosphorylation. The annotation marks the transcript as partial. The transcript has 7 exons. Gene Ontology annotation, molecular function: protein tyrosine phosphatase activity.
AUGUCCAUUUUUGUUGAAGACAAGAGAACUGACACGGUAAGCAGUUCAAAUUACGAGCAGAACAAGUCUAGUACAGUUGCCAUAGACGAACAUAGAGGAGGAAAAAAGAAAAAAAAUAACAUACAAAGGGAAAGUGGCUUAUCCAUAAAUCUUCAGAGAUCAGAGUCGAGAAAUGAGUCGGAUCUAGAGGAGAUUCCUCAAAACGAGGCUGGAUAUGUAGAAGAGGAAAUCAUUGUCGUAGAGUAUUCUAAUCUGACGUCACAGAGGAUCUCUUUAAAACAAUUUAUAAGGGAAAUACCAGAAAAAAAGUGCAGUGGUAUACUAGAGAAAGAAUUUGAUGACCUUCCAAAUGGAUUAUUGGAAUCUUACUCGGACGCACUAGAAAAUUCGAACAGGAAGGGGAACCGAUACAAAGGAAUCUAUCCCUAUGACUAUAAUCGUGUAAAGUUGGUCAGAACAGGAGCGAAUGAAGACAAUGAUUUUGUUAAUGCUUCGUACAUUCAUGGUUUUAACAAGGAACAAGCCUAUAUAGCUGCACAAGGUCCUUUCAAUCCAAAGACAUUAGAAGAUUUCUGGACUAUUAUAUGGCAGGAAAACACCACCAAAAUAGUUAUGCUGACCAGUCUAUGCGAAGGGGUUAAAAUGAAGUGUCUAAAAUACUGGCCGGACACAGAGCUAAACAUUGGUCCAUACACGAUUAAACUGGACAAAGUAGAUGUGUUUAACCAUUAUGUACUACGUUAUUUGGUUGUCCAGUAUCAGGUUUUAU